This is a messenger RNA of Phycodurus eques (leafy seadragon), 6233 nucleotides long. Its product is annotated as selenocysteine insertion sequence-binding protein 2-like. Gene Ontology annotation, molecular function: selenocysteine insertion sequence binding; mRNA 3'-UTR binding; ribonucleoprotein complex binding. The coding region runs from base 1087 to 3312 and encodes 741 amino acids. NCBI's taxonomy places the organism in Eukaryota, Metazoa, Chordata, Actinopteri, Syngnathiformes, Syngnathidae. Gene Ontology annotation, cellular component: ribonucleoprotein complex. The transcript is spliced from 17 exons. The record is from RefSeq and is a predicted model, not a curated record. Gene Ontology annotation, biological process: selenocysteine incorporation.
CAUGAAAGAGGCAUUUAAUGACUUACUGCACUCCAUUCAUCCAUCCAUUGUCUGUACUGCUUAUCCUCACGAAGGUGGCAGGUGUGCUGGGGCCUUCCCCAGCUGACUUUGGGCGAGAGGCGGGGUACACCUCUGAACAGGUUGACAACCAAUCACAGGUCUUAUACAGAAUAAUCAAACAACCAUUCAUACUCACAUUCACCCCGACGGACAAUUUAGAGUCUUCAGUUAACCUACCAUGCUGGAAUGUGGGAGGAAACCGUAGUACCGGGAGAAAAGCCACACAGGCACGGGGAAAACAUGCAUACUCCACACAGGAAGGCUGGAGCCCGGUUUUGAACCCACGGUUUCAGAACUGUGAGGUGGAUGUGCUAAACACUUGUCCACUCUGCGUGCCCCCUUGACUGCACUCCAAUGGAGCAAAUAAAAAUAGCAAUUUUGACCAGGGAGGAGAAUUACAUGUGAAUUUAUGAAGUGGAAGCUUCCUCUACUGGCCACAGAAAGACUAUUCACAUUUUUUAAAUUUGAUUUUUAUUUUUGUAAUUUUUUUAGGUUUUACAAUGCAUUGCGAAACUGGAAUUUUAGGGGUUUUACAAUAACUGAUUUUAGUUAAACACUUAAAGCUUUAAGAAAAGUUACGGCCACAACCAAACAAAGAAUGGAGUUCAGUAGUACUGAAUAAGGCUUGAGGGUUAAACAUCUUAUCAAAAUAUUUAUAAUGACUUUAAUCCUAAAUAAAUUGCAGAGUAAUACAACAUUAAUAAUGAUAAUAUUGUUAUUAGUUUAUUAAUUCAUGAAUACUUUAAACUCUGCAACCACUAACCAUAGCGUUUACAGCACCGCAGUCAUUUGUGUAAUCAGGCAACUCUGUUGUCUAUGUGAUGCAGUACCUGACGCUGCCUUUGUGUGUCGCCGUCUGCCGGCCAAGUAAAGACUGGCCGCUUCUGUCGCUCGUCGGCUCCUCAGCCCCGCUUGUAUGCUAACUAGCGUCUUGUUCACCUAACUUUCUUAUUCUAUUUACGGGGACAAUGACAGCAUCGCGACGGACUACAUAUUGACGUGACGGCCUAAAGGGACAACUCAAAGAUGGAGAAGCAGGGCAAAGUAACACCUGCUGAGCCGGGGAGGAGAACAGAGUCAGCCAGGCAACAACACGACAGCUCGAAUCGUCAUGUGAUCCUACCAAACCCCCACCUGGACCAGCACAAGCCAAGAGGCAACGAGUCAGGAGUGGGCCCGAAGUGGAGCCUUGCCUCAAACAUUAAUGGACGUGACUUGCCCUGGAGAGCGAAGGCAUCCACAAAGAACAAUGAACCUCGUGUGCAAAGCGGCAUUGCGGGUAAAAACUCAGCGGAUGCACAGAGAAGAGGUGUCCGGGACUCCAGAUCGGCAAGGACGCCAAAACCCACUCAGGCCGUUUUGGCCCCAUUUGAUGUGAAAAUGUCCGACUUCCCGCAGCUGGACGCCGGCCCCACACAAGGUCACAAAGAGAACGGGAGGCCAAAUGUGACAGUGGAGAGAUGCCAACUUCCCUCAAAGUCAAUAUCUCCCUGGGUGGAUGUACGCCAGCAGAAAACCAUGAGAGGAUCCACAACUGUACCUGAUCCCCGACAAACCGAUGGCCCAACCCUUGCUAGCACCACAGCCGAAAAAGUGGGGACGUCGUGGGCUAAUGUUGCCUCUCAGCCGCCGAAGAAAAACUUCCAGAAGGAAAAGACUGUUGUGCCGACGGAGGAAACAGCUACGCAGCAGCCACAAGAGGAAACGGCGGUGGGGAGGAAAAAACAGAAGAAAAAGAAGAAGAGGGUAAAAGAGGCAGAUGACUGCACGGAAGAUGAGACAGAAGAUUCAGCAGUCCAACAGGAGCCACCAAAGUUUGAGGAUGAAGAAGAGUUCCCUGGUUUGGCUCCAUCUCAGACUUGGUGUGAUCGAUUGACAAGCAGCAGAAACACGAUAAAUAAAUAUGUAGAAAACCAACAAGAUGAAAUGACUGCAAUCAGGCGGAAGAAUGCUACCAAAACCCCACCUGCAGAGUCAGCAAAGAAAGGGCAGAAAGCUGAGAAGACCUCUGGGAAGAAGAGCAAAGCUCCUGUGCAGCUGGACAUCGGGAACAUGCUGUCCGUUCUGGAAAAUAAGCAACAAUCUCAGAAAGUCAAGCAGACUGUCAUCUCAGUGGGUGGAGGACUUCCUGUCGUUCACAAGCAACCGACAGUUCAGAAAAAGACGCCCUGGCAGCAGGAGAAAAUCGCCCACAACCCGCUGGACUCUACCAGCCCCCUGGUGAAGAAAGGCAAGCAGAGGGAGGUUCCCAAAGCGAAGAAACCCACUGCUCUCAAAAAGGUCAUCCUUAAAGAAAGGGAGGAGCGAAAGCAGCGCCGUUUACUGGAGGAGAGGGGUUUGCUGCCCGAAAAUGAGUCCACGGUCGCCACGGAUACGGCAGAAGAUGAGAGGUGUAAUGCCAAUUUGACAGAUGAAGACGUUGGUGCUGUUUCUGGAAGUGACGAGCAACAGGAAAAUGAAAUGGCGAGAGGGGGUGAUGGAGAGUCUGACAGAGUUAGAGCUGACGAGCAGCACAGUAACCAGCAGGAUGUUUCCAUCAAUGCACCGGAUCAACUCAAAAUCCACAGCAGGAAGUUCAGAGAGUACUGCAGCCAAAUGCUGAGCAAAGACGUGGACCAGUGUGUGACGUCGCUGCUGAAGGAGCUGGUUCGAUUCCAGGACCGCCUCCACCAGAAGGACCCCAUGAAGGCGCGCAUGAAGCGGCGCAUGGUCAUGGGCCUGCGAGAGGUCCUCAAGCACCUCAAACUCCACAAGGUCAAGUGCGUCAUUAUCUCGCCCAACUGCGAGCGCGUCCAGGCCAAAGGGGGUCUGGACGAGGCCCUUCACACCAUCAUCGACACGUGCCGCGAGCAGGAGGUGCCGUUCGUCUUCGCCCUCUCCCGCAAGGCUCUGGGGCGCUGCGUCAACAAGAUCGUGCCCGUCAGCCUGGUGGGCAUUUUCAACUACGAUGGCGCGCAGGACUACUACCACCAGAUGAUUGAGUUGUCCUCUGAGGCCAGGGAGGCAUACGAGGAGAUGCUGGCGAGCGUGGAGCGAGCUGUCCGGGCAGAGCGCGGCGACGCUAACUUUUCUGAGCAGCAGCACAGUGCUGCCAAGCUGAUUGAGACCGAGCAGUCAGAGCCUGAGCCUGAGUCUGAGGAACCGGCAUACAACCAGUUGUGGAGGAAGCUGCUGGAGAAAGAGUCCAACUACAAGUCGUUAAACUUUGAUGCAUGGCGAAGUGAAUGUAACGAUGAAAAUGAGAAGAGCUGACAGUGGAGACUGCGGUGAGGUUCUCAACACAAUAUGACAGGAUUUAUUACACCAGGCGCAGUGGUCCAUAGUGUUCUUGCUCUGUGCGGGGACAGCGUGUUCCUUGUCCACUUUUUGUCUAAAUUAACGGGAUUGCCGUCCAAUUGAGAACACAGUUGGUUUUCCAUUGUGCUUUAUAUUAAAGGUAACAUUGUAUAAUGUAAAAAUUAGUUUUGAUUGCUUUUAUACAUAUACAGUGGUACCUUGAUUUGCAAAUGCCCCAACUUACAAUUUUUUGAGUUACGAGGAGUCGACUAGAGAUAAUUUUUGGGGCUUUUUGCUUUGUAGCGUGGCAAAAUUUGAGUUACGAGGGAGCUUCAGAUACUCUGCCACUCAAGUGAGAAGAAAAAAAAAGAAGCAAUUGAGGUACUGUCAUACCUUGCAUGUUGGCAAGGAGAGCCAAUCAGCCGUUUAUUGAACGGGACGUACAGUCAAAAGGAUAAAUAUGAAACGAGAACACACACAAGGAGCUCCUGUAGGCCACAACUCAAGCCCAGACGCUCACAUGCAGACAAACCGGACAACCCAUCUUCAAUUCCUGGCAUCACUCAAUAACCUAUACUAGCCAUUACACUUUUAUGAUGGCAGUUUUUUUUAACAUUCUCAAAUUGUUUAAUUGUGUUUUUAUACAAUACAGUGCUGUUUUAACUUAUUAAACAUAAGUUAAAAUUGUUAAAUCUAUCCAUCCAUUUUCCGUACCGCUUAUCCUCACUCGGGUCGCGGGUGUGCUGGAGCCUAUCUCGGCUGACUCUGUUCAAGUGGCGGGGUACACCCUGGACUGGUCACCAGCCAAUCGGAGUAAAUGCUAAAUGUUUAAUAAGUCGAUGUUUUUGCGGUGGGCUGGAACCAAUCAUUUCAGUGGGGGAAAUUUCGUUAAUAGUUGAAUAAAUUUGAGUUUUGAGCUUGGUCGUGGAACAAAUUAAAUUUGUAAAUCAAGGUGGUCUCCAGAGUGACCUCCGCCCCCAUCAAGUGUGAAAUUACACAAUCACGUCUAUCUUUUGUGAUCUUUGAUAUGGUUAAAUUAGCCAUUGGUGACUUGUUGGAUACACCGAUUAAGCGUUGGUUUACAAUCUUGAGUCUGGUAAGCUACACAUACUUGAUUGGUCAUACCAGAUUGAUUGCUUUAAUUCUGGUUCCUUGGGGUAUUUUGACAAAAUCAUGUCACAGAUUAGUCCAAAAAAAAAAACAAAUGACAAACCGUCUCCUUUUAGAGUAAAAUUGGUACAUGUUCAAGUAAAAAAAUAUCUUACGAUCAUGAGCACUAUUUAUUUUAUUUUUUUUAAACAGCCGACACGAAAUCCCACAAGAUACCUGCAGUAACUGUGGCUCACGGCUCAAAUCAGUAACAGUUCCUUGUUAUUUUUUAACCAGUCACAAUUCCCCUCUGGGCAAGAACACUAUUAAUUUUAUUGGUUAUUUGUUCUGAGACGCCAGAGGCUACAAUGUCUUGUCAUAUUUACUACCACUUGGAGUUAUCUACUGAUCUUUAAACUAGCUGGAAAUUUCAUCCAAGUGGGAACACGGUUCAUUUUUAUCUAGCCUCUGACCCAAAAAACUAAGUUGUUUUUUGUUUUUUUUUGCUGCAAGUUUUCAACCACUUUUCAUUGUGUUGAGGAAUAGGAGACUGUGUCUCUUUCAAUUAUUUUGAGUUGAAGAGUGUUUACUUUACUUUUAACUUUGUAGGACCACGCCAGGGUCUUAAAGUAAUCCCACAAUAAGAACUGAAUGACAAAGUGUUUUGCCUUUAGUUGACUGCAAAAAGAGACACUUAGUUUAGAUUUUUAUUUAUUAGUUUAAAAAAAAAAAAAAGAAGAAAAUAAAGCUAUGAAAGUACAGUGGACCUCGACUAUUUGUGGGGGGUAGGGACCGUCCUGGACUGUAAUUAGCGAAAAUUCGCUGAUAAUUGACACUUAUUAUAAUUGCACUGAGAAUUUUAUUUUACUUUUUUACCCCCAAAGAUAUUUCAAUAAGGGGAGGUAAACCACCAAUAAGUGUGUUUGGGGUUGUUCCCCCCCACCUCCCCAAAAAAAUGAAAACAAAAUUGGAAAACUCGGGGGGGGGGGGGGGGGUAUUUGAAAAGAAACCUGCAUAUAGGUAAAUCCGAGGGUGCCGAACUGCCAUAUGCGGAGCUCCACUGUAUUAUGUAUGCGGGUGUAUGUAUUGACAGGCAAUAAGUGAUUGAGGAGAUGACACGCUAUUUUCAAUGAUUCCUAAUAAUAAAUUGAAUUUUGGGAUAUGGUGAUUUUCUUUUUCUCUGUGUUUCUUAUUCUUCUUCACACGAAUGAAUUGCAAACAUGCCCAAAAACACACCAAUUUUUAGAAAUCCUAAAAACGACCUCCUCAAAACUCAGUAAUUCCCCUUAAAGACUCGGAUAAGAUGCAUGAAAACGUCUCAAUGAACAAGAAGUUGUCCAUCAUGGUUUGAAGAAGCCAUUUUGGUCAAUUCCAGGCUUUGGACUCAAGAUGGCUGAAAACAAACCAGGUUUAUUCCAAGUCAAUGUUUCCUGGUGAAAAUUAAUUAAUUUUGGGGGACCCGGACAUGACCUCCCCCCAAAACUCAGUAGCACUCUCUGUAAAGUUGGGGGGGAGGAAUAAUCCCAGAAUGCAAGUUUCAUCGAUUGCCACGAAGUUUGACGUCUGUCAUAACAGGACACACGAAAGUCUCAACGACCAUUUGGUGGAAUUGACCAGGAAGUCUGUCAUUUUGUUUUAAAGCAACCAUUUUGGGUGAAUUCCAUGGUUUGUACUUCUUCGAACUAGUACUUGUUGAACAGACAGAUGGAAGAUAAAAAAAUUGCAGAUGGAAAUUGCAAAAUGGCUAAGCUUUUUUGCCUUUGCCGUCUGUGAGUGGAUGAUGGUGUCAAAGUUUGAUUUUGAGGAUU